CAUUAGGUUGCCCUUUAGUUCUGCAUUGCUGAGCGUAAACAGCCCUUGAUACUUUCUGCACCCUCAAUUGUUUGCAAGAAUCUUUUGAAUCUGGUUUCAAAUUGAGUCCAAAGGUGCAAAUGAAGUCCAUGAAAUGGAAAAGAUAAGGAGUGAUAUGUAACUGAGGAGGAAACUCACUGAACUAUCAGUUAUCAGUAGGUGAAAGCAAAAGCCAGAGGCAGUGAUUACCUAUGAUAAGGAUUGUAUCAUAAAGGGGCCAUUUUCACAACUGACGUGGGGACCAUCUUAUAUUGUUCCUCCUUCUCCACUUGUAUAAAAGGCUUUGUCGCUUUGGCUUUGACAGUUUGAAACAACAUGGCAAAACUUUCUCUGGAGCUCUGGAGCACUCUGCAGGAACUAACGGAAGAUGAGUUUAGCAAAUUCAAGUGGAUGUUGAAGCAGGAAGAUGUAUUGAAGGGCCAAAGAGGGAUCCCAGUAUCGUUGCUGGAGUGCGCGGACAGGCAGGACACGGUGGAUCUGAUGGUGGGGAAAUACAGACGUCCUGGGGCUCUGCAGCUAACCACGGACAUUUUAGAGCUGAUUGGAAGGAACGAUCUCAGGGGGCGUUUGCAAAACUUCUGCCAAGACGAAAAAGAUUUCAAGAACGAUCGUGUUGAGAAGGAGACGGAUAAAGUUGGAAAGAAAGCAGAGCUGAAAAGGGUCAAGCGGUUUGCAGUGGACGUGACUCUGGAUCCGGAUACAGCACAUCCUGACCUUGUCCUGUCCGAUGAUGGGAAGCAAGUAUAUCGAGGUGACGUGACCAAGAAACUCCCAAAGAGCUCCAGGAGAUUUGAUAGCUGUGUAAGUGUCUUAGGAGAGCAGAGAUUCUCGUCUGGAAGGUUUUACUUCGAGGUUCAGGUCAAAGGGAAGACUGCCUGGACAAUAGGAGUCGUUCGGAAGUCCAUCAACAGGAAGGGAACAAUCAUGCUCCAACCUCAAAGGGGUUUCUGGACUAUGUACUUGACGAAUGGGGAUGACUAUAAGGCAAUCGAAAACCCUGCCGAGCCUCUGAUUCUUGAGUCACCUCUUGAGGUGUUGGGAGUGUUUGUGGAUUACGAGGAGGGUCUGGUCUCGUUUUAUAAUGUGGAUACUGCAGAUCUCCUUUACUCUUUCACUGAGUGCGACUUCACUGAGAAACUCCUCCCAUACUUCUGUCCCUGUAGUAAUAAAAAUGGGGACAAUUCUGCACCUCUCAUCAUUUCUGACAUUUAGAUCAAUAAUACAGAAGGUAUGUUCACUCGAACUUGGGCUUUCUGACCAUAGUUGAUGAUCGGUAAUUGAUACUGAUUCCAGAAACCUUUGCCUAUAAUCAUUCUUGGAAAUCGUGUGCACAAAGACUGAUAUCUGUUUUUAUGAGGACAAAGAAUAAUUAAUAUAGUAAGUGUGUGAUAGUUUUUUUUAUGAUUUUUUUUUUCUGUUUUCUUCUGUUUUUAUUUUUUAAUUAUUAAAUAUUUACUAUUGUCUGCUGAAUAAAAGUGAUUGAUUUUCAUUAAAUUAAA
Molecule: messenger RNA, 1538 nt
Organism: Cololabis saira (Pacific saury)
Lineage: Eukaryota; Metazoa; Chordata; Actinopteri; Beloniformes; Belonidae
Product: E3 ubiquitin-protein ligase TRIM21-like
Exons: 3
Coding region: 355-1251 (298 amino acids)
Molecular function (GO): protein binding
Source: RefSeq, a predicted model, not a curated record